This is a messenger RNA of Catharus ustulatus (Swainson's thrush), 1476 nucleotides long. It is a transcript of the gene CAPSL, whose product is annotated as calcyphosine like. The record is from RefSeq and is a predicted model, not a curated record. NCBI's taxonomy places the organism in Eukaryota, Metazoa, Chordata, Aves, Passeriformes, Turdidae. Bases 148 to 774 code for a protein of 208 amino acids. The transcript is spliced from 5 exons. Gene Ontology annotation, molecular function: calcium ion binding.
GCAGCCGGGUGUGUAAACAAGCACAACGAGGUGGAUAAGAAAGCUUUUCAGUGAGGCCGCAGCCCAUUCUCACCUGAGUUUGCUUGAGCUCUAAGACACAGAAGUCUCCUGAGUAUCUCCCAGUCCUGCAGGUUCAGAAAACUACUGAUGUCAGGAACAGCAAGGCAUGAUCAAGAGAUGGUAAUCAAAGCAAAAAUAGAGCUGUCCAAAACCACUGACCCUUUAGAAAAACUUCGCCUCCAGUGUUUAGCGAGGGGAUCUGCAGGCAUCAAAGGACUUGCCAGAAUAUUUAGGAUUAUUGAUAGGGACAACAGCGGAACCCUUGAUUUCAAUGAGUUUCUGAGAGGACUACAAUAUUACGCUGUGAUGAUCGAUAAGGAAGAAGCAAAACAACUUUUUCAGACAUUUGAUAAAGACGGCAGUGGAACAAUGGAUUUUGAUGAAUUUAUUGUUACACUGAGACCUCCCAUGUCCAAUGCAAGAAAAGAGGUUAUCCUGCAGGCAUUUCAGAAGUUAGACAAGACUGGAGAUGGUGUCAUAACAAUUGACGACUUACGUGGGGUGUAUAAUGGAAAAUAUCAUCCCAAAUACUUAAAUGGAGACUGGACAGAAGAUCAAGUUUUUAGAGCCUUUCUUGAUAAUUUUGAUUCACCCUAUGAUAAAGAUGGGAAGGUCACAACAGAAGAAUUUCUUAAUUACUAUGCCGGAGUCAGCGCUUCAAUUGAUACAGAUGUGUACUUUAUCCUCAUGAUGAAGAAUGCAUGGAAACUCUGAUCACACAGUUAAAGAAGCAAGACUUUUCUUUCACUCUUUAUAGAUUCCUCUGAUUAAAUCUAUGCACAACAACACCCUCUUGUUCCAUAACAACAGUUCCAAGCAACUAUGCCAAUUACAUUCAAUCUGCAGACCCCAGGGGAUCAGAGAAUAGAUCUGGCAUUUGGCUGCCCCACACAUCUGUCCUUUUUCUCUUUGCAUUCCUGGUCUUUUCCAAGAUGAGCUUCUCUAUUCUUUUCUGACAUCUACAGUAGGUCGCUGUGGCUCCUUGCAAUGUUAGCUACAGCUCUGUUUGGCAGAGAAUGUAAGAGAUGGAAACCAAAAUAUUCUGAAAGUGUGGCGAUGUUGGACAGGCUGUUAUAAAUGGAAGAAAGUCUGUCAUAUAGACGUGUCGCCUGUAGCACUACAGUAUCUCUUGGUUUCAUGGGUUUCGCUAGUGUGAUGGAGCACCUGCUGAUCUUGCUGCAGGGAAGAUGUGAGUUCCCAGUACUGGGAGGCUGGAGGGGUAAUCGAAGAAGGGGAGACAUGGACCAGCAUAAAUGCAAAAUGCUUUUUAAAGCCCUGUUUUUUCCCCCUGUGUGAAGUUAGACCUCUGGUGCUUUGAGGCACUAACUUCAUCAGGUUAUCUUCCUAACAUACAGUAAAUUCAUGAAUACAAGCCGCACUGAGUAUAAGCUGCAUCUCUGGGUGUUGGCAAAUAUU